Molecule: messenger RNA, 584 nt
Organism: Argiope bruennichi
Lineage: Eukaryota; Metazoa; Arthropoda; Arachnida; Araneae; Araneidae
Exons: 5
Coding region: 13-501 (162 amino acids)
Source: RefSeq, a predicted model, not a curated record
GUGGUCUUGGACAUGCACGACGACCCCAGCAGAAAUAGGGUUUUCGUCACGGAAGAUCACAGUCUGGUCAUCCGCCAGGUGCAACCGCAGGAUGGCGCGUACUACUUCUGUUACGACGUCGGAAGUAAGAAGGCGGAGGAGAAGAUGGACAUUUUACUCGAUAUUGAACGUCGUACAACCUUGGAGCCGCGAGUAUUGAGAUUGCCUGUAAAUAUCAACAGAGAAGUUUCUAAAUGGUUGAAAUCUUGUGAAAAAAUAAUAAGUCCAGUUGUAAAAGCGGAGACGAAGCGAGGAAAAGAAGGCGCUCGUCUAACUCUCUUCUGCCCAGGAUCCCACCACCAAUUUCGGUAUACUGACGCUUACCCUGCUGUUCAGCUUCAUCCUGUGGGUGAUUCUCAUGACAGUGAAGUGGAAGAACUUCAUGAUGCAGCGGAAGGUGCAGCAGAUGAGGAACGAGGACGUCUCGCAGUCGGAAAGCCUACUGAGUUCUGCAAACAGUGAGGCAUAGUCACACAGCGGAUGUGCAAGAAAUUUAACUUAUGAGUUGUUAUACUCAUUUGUAAAAUUCUGCUGAAAAAAUUGGA